This is a messenger RNA of Drosophila rhopaloa, 840 nucleotides long. RefSeq names its product trypsin epsilon. The coding region runs from base 28 to 798 and encodes 256 amino acids. Gene Ontology annotation, molecular function: serine-type endopeptidase activity. The record is from RefSeq and is a predicted model, not a curated record. The transcript has a single exon. NCBI's taxonomy places the organism in Eukaryota, Metazoa, Arthropoda, Insecta, Diptera, Drosophilidae. Gene Ontology annotation, biological process: proteolysis.
CUGCGGAUCAGCAUACAACCGAUUAACAUGUUGAAAUUCGCGGUACUCCUUUCCGUUUUGGCCUGCGCCUUGGCCGGCACCGUUCCCGAGGGCCUGUUGCCCCAGUUGGAUGGCCGCAUCGUCGGAGGCUAUGAGACCAGCAUCGAGGCCCAUCCCUACCAGGUGUCCCUGCAGCGCGGUGGAUCCCACUUCUGCGGUGGCUCCAUCUACUCCCACGACAUCGUGAUCACCGCCGCCCACUGCCUGCAGUCGAUCGAUGCCAGGGACCUGAAGGUUCGCGUGGGCAGCACCUACUGGCGUUCCGGCGGCAGUGUCCACUCCGUCCGUGCUUUCCGCAACCACGAGGGAUACAAUGCCCGCACCAUGGUCAACGACAUCGCCAUCAUCCGCAUCGAGUCGGACCUGAGCUUCCGCUCCAGCAUCCGCGAGAUCCGCAUCGCCGACUCCAAUCCCCGCGAGGGCGCCACCGCCGUGGUUUCCGGAUGGGGCACCACCGAGUCCGGCGGCAGCACCAUUCCCGACCACCUGCUGGCCGUCGACCUGAAGAUCGUCGACGUGUCGCGUUGCCGCUCCAGCGAGUUCGGCUACGGCAGCAAGAUCAAGGACAGCAUGAUCUGCGCCUACGCCGCCCACAAGGACGCCUGCCAGGGUGACUCCGGCGGCCCCCUCGUCUCCGGCGAUCGCCUGGUCGGUGUGGUCUCCUGGGGCUACGGAUGCGGCGAUGUGAGGUACCCCGGCGUCUACGCCGACGUUGCCCACUUCCACGAGUGGAUCGAGAGGACCGCCGAGGAGCUGUAAAGUCAGACAAACACUUGAAAUAAAGAAUCGCAAUUGAAUCAA